AUGGAACAUUAUGCCCCUCAUCUAUCCUCGCAAUUCGAAGGCUACUACUCCAAGUUCGACCUCGCCUCAGGUUCGCAUAUCGCUCUAAUCAUAUGCUCCGUGCCUAAUGCGUCUUCGCGCCCACACAUGGUCUCAUUUACAUACUACCCUUCCUCUGGCCACCCGAUAUUCCAGCGCGAGCAUUUCGUUGACAACAUCGAGCGCGUGACCACCGAUGAGAAGAGCAAGGCUUUCGAGCUCCGGGUGCCGGGUAUGGGACUCAUGAGGACCGAGAGUGACGGGCGCGCAAGCUAUAAGCUGGAAGCCGAGGACGGGAGUUGGAAGCUUGAAGCGCAAUGUGAGGAGUACACAGCGUGGAGAAAAGACAAAAACACGCCCGAAGGAUGGAUGAUCAACCUCCCAUUCCCGCUACACUGGCACGUCCACUCUGUUUGCUCCCCAGCUACGUUCUCUCUCGACAUACCCGCUCUGGGCAAAGAUUUCCCAGCACAAGAUAAAAAAAGCCGUGCUACAAUCCAUCAAGAAAAGAACUGGGCCAACAGUUUCCCCGAUGCACACAUGUGGGUGCAAGCCUGGGAUAACGAACAAAAACGCGGUAUUUGUCUGGCUGGCGGAAAGAUCAUGUAUAACACUGCGUACAUGCUCGGAUACCGAUCCCCAUCUCUCAACCUCGAUUUCGUACCACCAUUCUCAGUCUCCUACCUGAAUAUCCUCAGUCCCUUCAUGAGCUCCACGAACGACUGGGACACGCGCUCUUUCUCUCUAUCUGUAUCGAAUUACUUUCACAAACUAGAGCUUAAAGCCCAUGCGCCAAAGGAGCCAGGCUGGUUCGGCCUCGCCAGUCCGUUCCCGGAUGGUCAUCGGCCAAACUUCUGCAAGGAGAGUUUUAUUGCGACGAUUGAGGCGAGGAUCUGGGAGAAGGAGGGUUGGUGGCCGUGGAGUGCUUGGAGGGAGAUUAAGACAGAAAAGUGGGAGGGUGCGAGUCUGGAAUUUGCGGGAGGGUAUUAUCCAGAGAGGGGAGAGAGCAAGCAAGACUGA
Messenger RNA from Alternaria atra, 1038 nucleotides. RefSeq lists its product as uncharacterized. The record is from RefSeq and is a predicted model, not a curated record. Lineage: Eukaryota; Fungi; Ascomycota; Dothideomycetes; Pleosporales; Pleosporaceae. The coding region runs from base 1 to 1038 and encodes 345 amino acids. The transcript has a single exon. Gene Ontology annotation, molecular function: tocopherol cyclase activity.